UCCCUCCCUCCGCAGCGCCGGGGCUCGGCGGCGCACCACCCUCAGUCUGGGCUGGAGCUCGGCGCGGCGGCGGCGCUUGCGGGCGGCAGCGGCGACCAGGAGGCGCACCGACCGACCCGCGCGGCCCCCCGCAGCCCACCCGAGCGCCUCUUCCAGCCAACCCACCGGACGGCCCUCCAGCGCCCCGCCGUGCGCCCUCGCCUCGCUCGCUCGCUCUCCGGACGGACAUGGCCAGAGCGCAGGCGGCCGCCCAGAUGCCCGGGACUGCCGUCACCCUCCGGGGCCGCCGCUGCCGCUGCUGACUUGGCCGCCUGCCUGCCCGCCUGCCUGCCUGCCUUCCCUCUUCCCGAGUCCGGUUGCUUGGAAAGGUCUGACCGCGCCGGCUGGGGCGCCUGAAGGAUCGCCGCCUCGCCUGGGGGCGGCCGGGGCGGCCUGCCUGUGAGCCCGCGGGCAACUUUCCCGGAGCUGGUUCCUGGAUCGCCGUCGAGGACGAGAGCCGUCGAGGGGGGAGCUGCGCAGGAGAGACCCCCGGGAUCCCGUUGAUCAGCCGGCGGCGCCCUCUCUGCUUGCCGGGCGAGCGGGGACCUCCGGUGGUGGUGGUGGGGGGCCGGGCGACGAUGGAGCCGGUGGGGCGCAGUGGCGGGGGCGGCGGGGGCUUCCAGCCGCACCCGGGCCUGCAGAAGACGCUGGAGCAGUUCCACCUGAGCUCCAUGAGCUCCUUAGGCGGCCCGGCGGCGUUCUCGGCGCGCUGGGCGCAGGAGCUGUACCGGCGCGACAAGGCGAAGGACCCCGGCUCGGAGGCGCUGCUGGCGCUGCCCCCGAUCCAGCCGCCGGCCGUCAUGCCGGCGCCCUUCCUGCUGCCGCCCGACCGCUCGACGGAGCGCUGCGAGACGGUGCUGGAGGGCGAGCCCAUCUCGUGCUUCGUGGUGGGCGGCGAGAAGCGCCUGUGCCUGCCCCAGAUCCUCAACUCGGUGCUGCGCGACUUCUCGCUGCAGCAGAUCAACGCCGUGUGCGACGAGCUGCACGUCUACUGCUCGCGCUGCACGGCCGACCAGCUGGAGAUCCUGAAGGUGGUGGGCAUCCUGCCCUUCUCGGCGCCCUCCUGCGGCCUCAUCACCAAGACGGACGCCGAGCGCCUCUGCAACGCGCUCCUCUACGGCGCCGCCGCCGCCGCCCGCCCGCCCCGCUGCAAGCCCGAGCGGCCCGACGGCGCGCCAGAGCCCGAGCUGGAGCCCGAGCUGGAGCGCAGCGAGCGCGGCUUCAAGGUGUACCACGAGUGCUUCGGCAAGUGCAAGGGCCUGCUGGUGCCCGAGCUCUACUCCGCCCCCGGCGCCGCCUGCAUCCAGUGCCUCGACUGCCGCCUCCUCUACCCGCCGCACAAGUUCGUCGUGCACUCGCACAAGGCCCUCGAGAACCGCACCUGCCACUGGGGCUUCGACUCGGCCAACUGGCGCGCCUACAUUCUCCUCAGCCAGGAUUACACCGCCAAGGAGGACAAGGCCCGCCUGGGCCGGCGCCUCGACGAGGUCAAGGAGAAGUACGACUACGGCAACCGCUACAAGAGGAAAACGCCCCGGGUCCCGUCCGAUCCACCUCCCCCCAAGAAACCCAAAGCAGAAGACUCCUCUUUGCAGUCUCCAGUAGCGGGCGAGAAAGAAAAACAGUCGAGUUGGUUGCGGUCCUUGUCCAAUUCCUCCAGCAAGAGCAUCGGCUGCAUCCAUCCGCGACAGCGUCUCUCUGCGUUCCGGCCCUGGUCCCCUGCGGUUUCAGCAAAUGAGAAGGAGCUCUCGAAUCACAUCCCUGCCUUGAUCCGAGACAGCAGCAGUUUCUAUUCCUACAAAAGUUUUGAAAAUGCCGUGGCUCCUAACGUGGCCCUUGCUCCCCCCACUCAACCAAAGAUUGUAAGCAACCCCCCAUGUGCCACCGGUGCGUCCCGGAGCAACGAGCCACUGAACAGCCCCUCCCAACCAAGGAAAAGGAAACAUGCCUCUGAGAAUCCAGCCAUUCCUGAACCUGCACCCGUUGCCGCCAUGACACCCACCGUCACUGCCGUCCCUGCCACAGAAGAAGACAAGGAGUCAGAAGCAGAAAUCGAAGUAGAAACUCGAGAGGAAUGUAAGUUCACCUCCUCGCUCUCUUCGCUGUCCUCCCCUUCCUUCACCUCUUCAAGCUCGGCCAAGGACAUGAGCUCUCCUAGCAUGCAAGCCCCGAUGGCUGUCAGCAGCGCCUUUGAGGUCGCCGGCCCCGCCGAGCCCCAGGGUGGUGGCGGCGGCCUGGAAGCAGAACUGGAGCACCUCCGGCAGGUGCUGGACGGCGGCCUGGACACAAAAGAAGCCAAAGAGAAGUUCCUCCACGAAGUCAUCAAGAUGAGGGUGAAGCAAGAAGAGAAGCUGAACACAGCCUUGCAGGCCAAGCGCAGCCUACACCAGGAGCUGGAGUUCUUACGCGUGGCGAAGAAGGAGAAGCUGAGAGAAGCCACGGAGGCCAAGCGCAACCUAAGGAAGGAGAUCGAGCGCCUCCGAGCCGAGAACGAGAAGAAAAUGAAAGAGGCCAACGAGUCGCGGAUACGGCUAAAACGGGAACUGGAGCAAGCCAGACAGGUCCGGGUGUGCGACAAGGGGUGCGAAGCUGGCCGGCUGCGAGCCAAGUACUCCGCCCAGAUUGAAGAUCUGCAGGUGAAACUCCAGCACGCCGAAGCGGACCGGGAGCAGCUGCGGGCUGACCUGUUGCGCGAGAGGGAAGCACGGGAGCACUUGGAGAAAGUGGUCAAGGAACUUCAGGAGCAACUGUGGCCUAAACAGAGCAAUGUGUCCGGCAGCGAACAUAUGACAAAGGACCUGGAGAACUAAAGGCAGCUCUCGCGAAAGAAACGGACAUUGUUUAACCCGUAGGCCAGACUGAUGAAUAUGCACAGUAAGGGAUUGUGUGCGGGACCGGACCAUGCGCGCGGGCGCCUGCCCCUGGGCACGCCGGUAAACGUGGUGGACUCGGUUACUGAUCAGAGGGCAGACGUUACUCUUUAUAACAGAAGCACUGAAAUCCCGUCCCUUUUUUUUCAAUCCAUAUAGCACAACAUCUUCCCAUGCCUAUAACAUGAAGAGUGUUUGUUUAAACAAGAAAAAAAAACUAAACUACUUUUGAAUCCACAGCAAAAAAAAAAAAGAAUAUUUUUUUUCUACUGGCAAAGUUCUUCGGGUGUAUCUGGCAGCGCCUGAAGGAAGUGGAAAGCGGGCGAAGAGGGCCCCUUUUCCGGGCAACAUUUUGGAAUUACAAUGACCCCUUUUGUUAUAAGCUAUUUAAAAAAAAAACUACACACAGUUGAGUCACAAAGAUGUGGUAUUAUAACCAUCGACAAGAUAUUUUUAAAAAAUAAAUAUAUUAUAUGUAAAGCUGGGGUGGGGUGGGGUGUGCAUACAAACACUCUCUGAUGCCUAAUUUGUAGAGUUAAUUGUUACAGGUGUUGGGUUCUGUGCUGAGAGACUUUUGUCAAGAAAUACCCAACUGGAAGCCAUGAAAGUUUCGAACCCUUCGGGGGGAUUUCUAUGAGAAUUUCAAAACUUUUGUUUCUAGUUUUCAAUCCGCAUGUCAUUCCCCCGCCCUGCCUCCCGCCCUUGUGUUUGCACAAACAUAAGACAGUCGGAGUGGAACAGGGGCUGAAGAUUCGUCAGCAGCGAAACAACAACCGACCCGGACCCCCCCGCCUAAUUAAAAUCAGUGUUUGUAAAUCAUGCCAUAACCUUUUCUUUUUUUAAAGAUGUCUGUUAUUAACUGAUGUGUUUGAAAAAGACUCGCUUCAUCUCUAGAGCACUUCAGUUUGUUAGGAAAGAAAUAGAAAAAGUUGAUUUUUUUUUACAGAAGUAAUUUAAAACGGAAAAAACGAAGAGAUGGAUGGACCAUGGAGCCGCUUGUGAAAGACAAGAGUGAGAGAGAGAGAAAGAACCGUAUGUGUGCGACAACCUCUCCUUCCGUUUCUUUUUUUUCUUUUUUUCAUCCUGAAGAACUCAUCCCCGUUUGUUCAUCACCUCAGAAAUUCAGUAUUUUAUUGACUCGCGAUCUCAUGUGAGGACUUGGGUGCCCCGGAAGAAUGCUCAACGUUGUAUUAAAGAAAGAAAAGACUUUUGCUGCUGUGAAUAUAAGCCUACAUUUCUUAUUCUUUAGGGGGUUUUUUUAGGGGGGGGGGUGUCUUUUUUGUGACAAAUAUUUUAAUCUUGGGAUCUCUGCUGCAGCCCCUCCCCGACCCAGCCAUGGAUCUGAAAAUAUGCAUUCACACACUCAGGGCAAAAUCCUAUCCCCAGUGGGAGUUUUGCUUCAACGCGAUUGGGGCCAAUGCUUCAGUAACCAGCUGGAUUUUUGUUUCUUUCUCUCAAAAAAAAAGAAAGAAAAAGUUUGUCCAGUAUUUCACUCUCCUGUUCCGGGGUUUUUUCCUGCUUCCCCUCAUACCUUAGUUGCCAAUUUUGCCGGCCUACCGUUGCACAUUGGAGUGGGUUUGGGUACCGCUGAUCCGUUUUAAGGGCCAGAAUAUGCAGGCUUUACUGUCCAGCGAAGUGGAGAGUAAGCAAAGCUGGGGAGCUGGCAGGCAUUGCAGAAUUUCCAAAUUUAAAUUCUUUGGACCUCCAAAGUAAUGAAUGACGUUUCCUCUGGAGCCAUUCUGCUGCACUUGGGAAGGGGGACAGGCAUCGGCCCCCGACAAGCAGGGAAACCACAGGUACACUCCCCCCCACACACUUCAAUACUCCAACCCGUAAUCUCAUGGCAAGAGACCACGGCCCCUCACUCGCCCUACAAAGCACAUUUACUGGAACUGUUUUCUAGAAUCAGUUCCCAGGGCUGUGGAGGGGGUCACUCAUCCACAAAAACGAACCUUCCGUUCUUCAAGGGGGGCACCUGCACUCUCAGAUGUCUGCCCCCCCCCCCGAUUCAUCAUCAGGAAAUUGUCCUCUCCUAAUGAAACCUUUCUUUGCUGAGCAGCUGUCAGUCCUAAAAUUAAAGUAUUUACUUACAAGUACACUAGAUAAUUUAAAAACAAACUGUAUUAAAGUUAUUACCCAUUCUAAUAGCCAUUGUAAGCAUGAACAUGGAAAGGAGGAGGUAAAGUUCAUUUCGAGGGAGGGGGAAGUUAGUAACAUACAAAAAGAAAGAGUGAAAAGGAAGAUUAUAUUCGACAAAAAAAAAAGUCAGGUUACUUUGGUAAAAAUAAAUUACCGGGAGCAAA
Sphaerodactylus townsendi is the source of this 5212-nucleotide messenger RNA. RefSeq names its product SKI proto-oncogene (gene SKI). Gene Ontology annotation, molecular function: RNA polymerase II cis-regulatory region sequence-specific DNA binding; DNA-binding transcription factor activity, RNA polymerase II-specific; SMAD binding. Gene Ontology annotation, cellular component: nucleus. Gene Ontology annotation, biological process: negative regulation of BMP signaling pathway. The record is from RefSeq and is a predicted model, not a curated record. Lineage: Eukaryota; Metazoa; Chordata; Lepidosauria; Squamata; Sphaerodactylidae. Bases 618 to 2849 code for a protein of 743 amino acids. The transcript has 7 exons.